Messenger RNA from Cheilinus undulatus (humphead wrasse), 5161 nucleotides. It is a transcript of the gene rnf17, whose product is annotated as ring finger protein 17. The record is from RefSeq and is a predicted model, not a curated record. The transcript is spliced from 38 exons. Bases 64 to 4869 code for a protein of 1601 amino acids. Lineage: Eukaryota; Metazoa; Chordata; Actinopteri; Labriformes; Labridae.
UGUACCACGCUAAUCCACCACUUGACAAAGACCACCAACCGUACUCUAUAUCAGAACAACUCAAUGAUGGACAGAGAGGAUAAUCCCAGCGCUGUGAUAUGCGGGUUAUGUGGAGAGGCUUUCACUCUUCUUGAGGAUGAUGGUGAUGGCAAUCUCCCACGAGUGCUGUUAUGCAGCCACAUCUACUGCACAACUUGUCUGCUGUCCAUUCAGUUUGACAAUACCAUUAGAUGUCCAGAGUGUGAGGUUGAAUCGACACUCCCUGAAGGUGGGGUGACUGCUCUGCAGGAAGACAGCAGGAUUAUUGGCCUCAUCUACACUGCAAAAAUGAACAGAAAAAAAAGCCUUCGCUGUGAGAAAUCAAAGAUUCGCAGAAAAAGCAAAUUAACACUCUCAGACACAGAAGCUGAGACAGAGGAUGUGGUGCAGGCAACUGAUGUUGAGAAGACUGAGAAGGCUGUGGACAAGGCUUUGGUCCAAGCUGCAGCAAGUCUUUCUCUUCUGGAGAACAUUAAUGAGACUUUAAAGACUGGUCUGGAAGAACAAGUGAAACGUGAAAGAGCUCGGCUGGAGAUGGAGAUCAAGCAAGUGGCAGACAAGGCUUUACACGCUAUUCAAAAGUGGAAAGAUGUACAGUUUACUCAACUGACAAAACUCGAGACGUGCUUCCCCACUAGCAAUGUGCAGCUGUGCAGUGUCCGGGAGAGGAUAAAGUCCCUGGGGAUUGCUAUGCAAAUGGCCAGAGAAGUACGCAGAGUUCCUUUCCUGGAGAAGUACUGUACCCUGGAUAAGGUUCUGGAGAUUCUGCAGGCUCCUGUGGAUAAGCAGUCCUUUGAUAUGGAGUGUAUUGCUCUGGGAUCUGGACUCAGUUUUGUUUUCCAGUCAGAGACCCUAAACCAGAGCCUGACAUUAUCUCUGACGAUGGAAGAGGGUAAACCAAGACUCUUGUCUGAAUUUUCACCAAAAGAUGACCUUCCAGGAAGCUCCCACAAGAAGUCCUCCUGGCAGCGUGCAGAGGGCAGGAACAGCAACAGUAUUGCAACCAGCAACAGCAAGCCCCCAAGCCCACGAAAACAAGACCAGGGAAGUCCAAGAGCCAAUAGCUUGUCCCCAAGAGCUUCCACACCAAGCCCAAGACCCCAUCGAAGAAUCAGCCUCUCUAACCACAGCUCCCCUUCAGACAUCCAAACUCCAGACGUGAUUGUUGAGGAGAUUAUAGACGAGGAAAAAGAGACUGCUCACCCUCCCACUGGUCCUGAACUGGCUAAUGAUAAAUGGAGAGUCCAAAGGAGGAAAAAUCAGCAGACUGGUAAUAGGAGAAAUGUCACCCAGUGGGUGGUGGUUACCCACAUUGUGAACCCGAGUCACUUCUACAUACGCUAUGUGGCAGAAAAAAGGGACAGUGAGAUCCUAUCAAGGAAGAUCAACCGCCUCUGCAGCAGUUCAAAUUUUGACUUUACUUCCAGUGACACAGUAGAGACUGGCUCAGUGAUCUUUGUGAAGCAGAAAGAGGGACUCUGGUGCAGGGCCAAUGUGGUUGAAGUCAAACAGAGCGGAUGUGCUGAGGCGGUAAAAGCCUGCUCAGUGUCCCAGUUGGCCAGUAUCAGAGUCUUCUUUAUUGAUGGUGGCCAAACCAGAAACCUCACCAUUCAAAGAGAAGAACGUUCCUCUGAAUCAUCAGUAAGAGCUGUAAACAAUCACCUGAGGAAGGUGUGUGAGUCAGUGAAUGCAGACCUGGGUCAGUUUUCCCCUCAGGCCAUCAGGUGUUCACUCAAGGACCUUGUACCAUAUGACCUGACAAAGGGCUGGAGUGAAAAGGCUCAGGUUGAGUUUCGCAGUGUGGUCGGCUCUGCAGCAGUGGAAAUGCGUCCAUUGGGUCAGGACCGAGACUCUUUGCUGGUGGACUUAAGGAAAGCUCCCAUGGACCAGUCCAGUGAUGUGCCCAUCUCUAUCAGAGAGUAUCUAGUUUUCAUCGAAGUGGCCAGAUUUUACUCCCCGGUGUCUCUGGGCAGGAAGCCCCUGUCUUACUAUCCUCCUGUAUAUCCAAAGAUCAACAAAGAGGUCAAUGCUGUGGUUUCUCACAUCAACAGUCCCGGUGACUUCUACAUCCAGCUGGUCGACAGCAUGGAGUCCUUGUUGCUGUCAGCAAAGCUGCAGGAGUGUUACAACACGACAACAGUGACUGAGAAAGAUGACCUCAAAGUGUACUGUCCUGUGAUUGAACAGGCCUACGUUGCCCGUUAUGAGGACAAGCUGUGGUACAGAGCUCAGGUCAUAGGACAUCCUGGGGGAAGAAAAGUAGAAGUGCGAUAUGUUGACUUUGGCAGUAAGAAAAUCUUACCUGUCAGCGAAUUGAGGAAGAUCAAGGAUGAGUUCUUUGCACUUCCUUCCAUGGCAAUCCACUGCUGUUUGUCAGACGUGAAUCCUGUGGAUGGAGAGAACUGGAGUGAAGCCUGCACUUACCGAUUCAUCAGCUUGGCUAAUCAGAAACUCGUUACUAUUGUGGCUACAGGUCCUACGCCCAAGACUAUGCCUCUGCCUGUCAAACUGUUUGAGAGCAGUCUGAACGGACCACUAGCUAGCAUCGCUGAGCUUCUGGUCAAAGAGGAGCUGGCCUGCUUUAAAGAAGAAGUUAAGUCCAAAACUGCCAUGCUUGCUGGCCCAGACCCUGCCAUUUGGGAUCCUCCACUUGACCUUAGUUCAGCUGUAGAAUGCGCUGAUACCCCAGACCAAAAGAAACAGAGAGAGCAGAACGAGGAGACACUGGAGUUCCAGCCUCAGCUGAAGCUUCCUGCUCAGUUUAAAGAUCUGAAAGUCAGAGUGAGCCACAUCAACUCACCAAGUAGCUUCUACGUUCAGCUCACGCAGUACGACUCUCAGCUAAAACGGAUUUGUGAGCUGGUGAAGAAGGAGUGUGACCUUCAGGAGCCUGAUGAAGAUAUGGUGUGGAAAGCUGACAUGUACUGUGCUACUCAGAUUAACGGGGUUUGGGAGAGAGGACAGAUCUGCUCUGAUGUCAUGUCCAACAAUCUUGCUGAGGUGAAGCGCUGUGACCAUGGAAACAAAGUGAAAGUCCAUGUCAGCAACCUGCGGAAGUUGCCGUCGUCCUUGUUCGGUUCUUUUGCACUGGAGUGCACUUUGACUGAUAUUAGGCCAGCAGGAGGCCGAUCCACAUGGACAGCUACAGCCUGUGAUUUAAUCUCCUACUAUCUGACUGGAGCCUCGGCUGUUAUGACCAUCAAGAAGUUGACAGAUGAGCGUCCGCAGCCCGUCACUCUGUUGUGCUCCAACAGGAUGGGACAGUUAAUCAGCAUUGCAGACUUUCUGACCACUGAAGGGCUCGCCCUCAGGGAGAGGAAACCAAGGGAUGAAGGUGAUCAAAAGCCUAAAGAUGAUGCUACACAGUCUCAAGUUAGCGAGACUAAAACCAGUGGCCUUGGAGAAGACAAAAAACAAGGACCCUCAGAUUCCAGUCUCUGUCCUACCCCUCCACUGUCUGCCCCAGUCUGCCCUCCCGCCCACCCUAAACCAGCCCCCCGCACCAUCAUAUCUGCUGAGAAGGUAAAAACUCAGUUGUAUCAGCCACCAGAACUGCCUUGUGUGGGUCACAUCCAGAUCAGCGUUUCUGCCAUUGGAGAGGACGGCAUCAUUUAUGUCAGGACACAGAACGCAGAGUGUCAGCUGGAGCCGCUUAGGGAGAGGAUUCAGCAGAGCAUGAAGACUUUACCCAGACAGAAGCCCUACACCUGGAGGUCAGUGCAGGGCUGUGCUGUCAUCGGAUCUGACAUGUUGUGGUAUCGAGGACAGCUGCUCGAGGUGCUGGGAGGACACGUCAAGGUACAAUAUGUGGACUACGGCCUGGUGGAGAACAUCCCAGUGGUUCAUGUAUACCCCAUGCUGCUGUGCGAUGAUGUUCCUCAGCUCUGUAUGCCCUGCCAGUUGCACAACACCAACCCUGUUGGUGGUCGUUGGCAGCUCGAUGCGGUGGCCUUGUUGAAGGAAUUGUUGCAGAACCGUUGUGUGGACAUGCAAGUCAUGGAGCUGCCGUCUGACCUGAGGGGACCGCUAGCAGUUGAGAUCUUUCUGGACGGCAUGAGCCUCAGCCGAAUCAUGUGUCACCAUGAGCACGCUUCCAUGGAGCGGCCGGUGUCAUCACAGAAGGGACACUGUAUGAUAAAUCCUCCUCCUUUCCUGGACGACUGGGACAUCGACACUGAGGGUCUACUGGGCCCAGAGGAGCCAAUGUUGGGGACUUUCAUCCUUCCAAACCUUCCCAAGGAGGGGCAUUUUAAAGUCAGAGUGAAGCACAUUUGGACCCCAAAUGAGCUGUUCCUGUGGCCUUUGGAGGGAACAGAUGACGUGAAAGUGGAUGGAGAGACUCUAGAUGAGGCUCUGACCAGAAUCAAUGAAGACAUUAGUAGUCUGCCACGACUCUCCAACUUCCCUCACGGCAGUCCAUGUCUGGCAGAGUACAGUGAUGGGCAGUACUACCGAGCAAAGCUGAUCAAGAUCGUCAGUGUGGAGCCUGUCAUGAUCCUGGUCCAACAUGUGGACUUUGGCUCUGAUGACACUCUGCCUCCGAGCAAGCUGCGUCAGAUGCCAGCAGACCUGCUGGGCUUUCCAUCGAGGGCACUGAAGGUCAAAGUUGCCGGCUUUAAGCCUCCAAGUGUGAAGACAGAAGAAGGCAUGCUGCCAUACAGCCCGGGGUGGAGCGUGAAGGCUACGAUGGCCAUGAUUGACCUGCUGCACAGCAACAUCACAGCCUCUGUUGUGGCACGGGAACCAGAGCUCACAGUGCUGCUCUUCAAUGAGGACGAGGAGCUGGUCCACCUGUCUCUGGUGAGCAGAGGACUGGCUGAACUGAUGUGAAGCACAGCUGAGAUGAUCUCCUCAACCCACAGGGUGCAGUUAAGGUUUACAUGGACAUGCUGUUUUUUCCUUAUCUUCCUUUUUAUUCUGGACUGCUGUUUUAAGUUUUUAUUUGUCAGACAUUUAUUGGUUUUUAAUUUCUACAUGUUCCUCCAAAGCAGAGAUAUACUUUAAAGUUCAGCUGUUGUCUUUGAGUGAGCUACGUUGAUUUGGCACUUUAUUUUCUUGUCUAUUGACUCGAGUGAGACAGACUUGUUUGGAUCAAGAUGAGAUUAAAAAUCUUUCCAUGUUG